Molecule: messenger RNA, 1404 nt
Organism: Staurois parvus
Lineage: Eukaryota; Metazoa; Chordata; Amphibia; Anura; Ranidae
Source: the annotation of a GenBank genome assembly
AUGACUGAUUUCGAUAUCAGAAACUUGGAUCAGGUGGCCCCUGUGUACAACACCCACAGAGGUGUACUGAAGCGGCAACUGGCAUUUGAUAUCAAUUUGUCAACAUCGAUUUACACUGGUUUGUUCUCAGCGUAUGAUGCUUAUGAGGAAGAACAGGCAGUACCCACCGGUCUGGACUCUCUUCCACAUGACUCCAGCAGCUGUGAAUUACCCCUCCUGACACCCUGCAGCAAGGCGGUCAUGAGUCAAGCUCUGAAGGCCACUUUUAACGGGUUUACAAAGGAGCAGAGACGGCUUGGCAUCCCCAGCAAUCCAUGGCUGUGGCAUGAGAGUCAAGUGUGCCAGUGGCUCAUUUGGGCCGCCAAUGAGUUUUCCUUGGAGACCGUUAACUUCCAGAAGAUCAUCAUGACUGGUCAGGAGUUGUGCAGUCUAGGAAAAGAACAUUUCCUGGAGCUGGCCCCAGACUUUGUGGGUGACAUUCUCUGGGAGCAUCUGGAACAGAUGAUGAAAGAACAAGAGCGAGUACAGGACCAGUAUAUUGAGAGCUCCAAUCAAACCCAGUGGGUGAACACUGACUCCUUAAAUUUCGGCAUGGACCCCUUGCAUUGUGGCUCUCAAGUACACAGCUACCCUAAAACUGAAAUGUACAGUGACCUAUGCCCAGUACCCCAAGUGCCAAACCUCCUUCCGGUCAAGCAAGAGUUUCAGAGUUACUCGUGCAUGAAAUCCAUGAGCAGUAAUUACUCCUCUGUGAACAGAGACUACAAUAGAAACUUUAACAUCCUGCUGAGUUCCCUGAGCUCUGGUAAAUCUGUCAAUUUGGAUUCUGUAGACAGUGGUACGGAGAGUUUCGAAAGCACAGACUCCCUGUUACAGUCAUGGACCAGCCAGUCUUCACUGGUGGAUAUGCAACGUGUUCCGUCCUAUGAAAGCUUUGAAGAAGACCCUAGCCAAUCGCUGUGCUUGAGCAAGCCUUCCAUGUCAUUCAAAGAUUACAUACAAGACAGGAAUGACCCAGUAGAGCAGGGCAAACCAGUUAUCCCAGCAGCCAUCCUUGCCGGGUUCACAGGGAGUGGACCUAUCCAGCUCUGGCAGUUCUUGCUAGAACUGUUGACCGACAAAUCUUGCCAACCCUUUAUCAGUUGGACCGGGGAUGGCUGGGAGUUCAAACUCACUGACCCAGACGAGGUGGCACGGCGAUGGGGAAAAAGGAAAAACAAGCCUAAAAUGAAUUAUGAAAAGCUAAGCCGUGGGCUACGUUAUUACUAUGAUAAAAACAUUAUCCACAAGACCUCCGGAAAACGAUACGUCUACAGAUUUGUCUGCGAUCUCCAGAACCUGCUGGGUUACUCUGCGGAAGAGCUACACGCGAUGCUGGGCGUUCAACCAGACACAGACGAAUGA